AUGAAUGUUGCAAUUGCUUUGACUGCUAUAUGUCAUGGUGCGGUUAUUGCAAACCAUGUAGAAGUCUUAAAUUUACUAAAAGAUGAAUUUAAUGUAAUUAAUGGAGCAAGAGUUAGAGAUAAUUUGACAGGUGAAGAAUGGGAUGUUAAGGCCAAGGGUGUUAUAAAUGCUACAGGUGCAUUCACAGAUAGCAUACGAUCAAUGGAUGAUCCAAGUAAUAACAAUAUUGUUGCACCAUCAUCUGGUACUCAUGUGAUAUUACCAAAUUAUUAUAGUCCUAGAAAAAUGGGUUUACUUGAUCCUGAAACAUCAGAUGGUAGGGUUAUUUUCUUCUUGCCAUGGGAAGGAAACACCAUUGCUGGUACAACUGAUUCAUCUACAGAAGUAACUUUUGAUCCUAAACCUAAAGAGGAAGAGAUUCAAUGGAUUCUACACGAAGUUGGAAGAUAUUUAAACCCUGAUAUCAAAGUACGAAGAGAUGAUGUUCUUGCUGCUUGGUCAGGUAUUAGACCAUUGGUUCGAGACCCUUCAGCAAAAAACACAGCAGAGUUGGUGAGAAAUCAUAUGAUUAAUGUUAGUAGUUCAAAACUGAUUACUAUUUCUGGUGGUAAAUGGACUACUUACCGUGCAAUGGCACAAGAUACUGUUGAAAAAGCAAUUGAAGUUUUUGAUUUAAAGCCAACCAAUGAAUGCAUUACAGAAAAAGCAAAACUUAUCGGAUCUCAUGGUUAUUCUAGAACAAUGUUUAUUAAACUUAUACAACAUUUUGAUGUUAAAAUAGUAUGUGAAGGUGAUGAAGGAAUAGAAGAAAUUAUUGAAAAUAAAAAUUUGGAAGAUCAAAAUCUCUUAAGUAUAAAUUCAAUCAAGAAAUCUUCAUAUUAUUCCAAUUCAAAUUCAUCAAAAAAUUCAGUCAACUCAAUCAACAACAACACCAAUGUCAAUAGUCUUAAAGCAGCAGCUACUUCACCAAAUAAUACCUUUAAUAAUAGUUCAAUACAUUUGAUUUCUCAUAUUGAUAAAUUAUUUAGUGAUAGGAUAGAAAUAUUUGGUAUUGUGGAAAUGAAUAGGAAUGGCGUUAUGAUGGGAUUAAUUAAAAUUUUAUUAAAGGAAUGGGUGGAAAUGAUUAGACUACAAUUAUUGACAAAUCGAUCAUUUCAACAAAUUCAACUUGAUUCUGAAUUUGUUAGAAUAAAAUUUUGGAAAUUUAUUGAUGAUGAAAGAUUAAUAAAUACAAUGUUACAAGAAUUAACUUCAAAUGCUUUCAGAAGAUGUGUUGAAGAUCCUUUGCCAUUAGAGAAUUCGGUAAGAUAA
Molecule: messenger RNA, 1311 nt
Organism: Entrophospora sp. SA101
Lineage: Eukaryota; Fungi; Glomeromycota; Glomeromycetes; Entrophosporales; Entrophosporaceae
Source: the annotation of a GenBank genome assembly